CACCAAUCCCGUCUGUUAUAUAUUCUAUUUGUCUACAUCGUGGCUACAUCGGAGUAGCUACGAACCUCCUGUCUCGUAACGUAGCCAUCAAGUUUAUUCAUGAGCCUUCGAAUUCGGUCGGGCGCCGAUCGCCAUUCCCGAGCCGUAACCCGCGGUCUCGGAUCAUUCCUUAAACCCGCAACCCAGUCGACAUUAUAUCUUGGGGCACCAAUACAUUAUAUCCAGCGUCGUUUCGGAGGGAGCGGGUGGCUCUGAAGAAGAGUAGUAGAGGGAUAUGCAGACAAAUAAAGCCAAGGCCGAGGCGCUGGGACGAAAGGCGAAACUCGCGAACUCGUAUCAGGAGCUACUCGAUGAAUUCUCGAACAAGGAUCUUAAGAAUGUCGGGAACUACACCUUAGGGAAGCUUAUAGGGAAGGGUUCCUUCGGCAAGGUCUAUCUCGCAACCCACAAACUCACGAAUGGCUCCAAGGUCGUCCUCAAGUCAGCCAACAAGGAUGACGCGAAUCUCGCGAGAGAGAUCCACCACCACCGUCAAUUCGUCCAUCCCCAUAUUGCGCGUUUAUACGAAAUAAUAGUGACAGAAACCCUCGUAUGGCUUGUUUUGGAGUAUUGCCCAGGCGAUGAGCUCUAUAAUUACCUCCUUAAACAUGGCCGUCUACCGGCCGAAAAGGUUCAGAGGAUAUUCACCCAACUCGUCGGCGCAGUUUCCUACGUCCACCAACAGUCCUGCGUCCAUCGCGACCUGAAGCUUGAAAAUAUCUUGCUAGAUAAACACGAGAACGUGAAAUUGGUCGACUUUGGGUUUACGCGAGAAUACGAAGGCAAAGCAAACUAUUUGCAGACAUUCUGUGGUACAAUCUGUUACUCGGCACCGGAGAUGCUGAAAGGGGAGAAGUACGCUGGUGAAAAAAUUGACGUGUGGAGCUUAGGUGUGAUUCUUUAUGCGCUAUUAUGCGGCGAGCUGCCGUUCGACGACGACGACGAUAAUACCACAAGAACCAUGAUCCUCUCGGACGAGCCGAAAUAUCCAGAACAUUUGCCCCCUGACGCAGUUUCCUUAAUUAAGCUCCUCCUCUCGAAACGACCGCUACUAAGACCUACACUUCCCGAGAUUCUUUCUCAUACUUUCCUCUCAGAAUAUGCCCCUCAGCAACAAGCGAUCCUUAAGCUACACCAGCCCCCUCCUUUUGCGACACAUCUAGAGAAGGACUGUUUACAAAGGAUGCGCAGCGCGGGCGUAGAUAUCGAUGCUGUCAUCGAGAGUGUUCUGGCCCAGAAGUGCGAUGCGUUAGCUGGUUGGUGGACAUUGUUGCUGGAGAAGGAAGAGAGGAAAGCUCGCCGACGCGAGAGGAGGAGGAAGGAAAAGGAAUCUGAGAAUCGAAAUUCGCGUCGAUUCUCAGCAGCAUCUAGCAAGCUCGAGCGAAUGGCUCCGAUUCUGGAUGAAGAUCCUAGUGGCUCUGGUUUUUUAGGGGAACCACCCUUACCUAAGGUCAGAGGACGUUCAGAAAGAAGGAGUGCUCAAUACAACGACUACCAAGUCCCAGAGCUACCUGACUUGCCCGAGUCUCUGGUUAAGAACCAUUUAAGCCCUGAUACUAACACACCGCCGCCUCCUAUUGAUAAAGACUCCGUGCGAUCAGUCAGCUCGUCCCGUCACCAGCGUCCCAUACCUCCCCCAAAAGAAGGGAUCCUUCGAAGUGCACGAUCUAGAGGUUCGACGCUUCACCUCGUAACUACUUCAGAUGCGCUAAACAGAAAUGAGGGACAAGAAACGAAUCCUCCCCCCAAAGUUAGAAAGAAGCCGUCCCAGGCAAUCGUUGCAACGUGGAAGAAUUGGACUCACUGGAUCGUCGAGAGUACGAGGCGGCAUAGACCUAAUAAACGAGGUAGUAUGUCAACACCCAACCUAGCCGCCAAAGAUGGCCAUUCUGGUGGUAACAAGAACCCGAAAGACCAGAGCCCUCGGCCUCAUACAUCUAAGUAUCCACACUCUACACAGGGCACUACCGCAUCGAGUGGUGGGACUUCGCCGCUACCUAACGGCAUUGUGAAGAUCUCUAGUGCUGGUGGUGGUAAUCCGACAAGGAAGCCUGUACCGGCGCCGCUUUCAAUGGCUUCUAAUCCGGGACCACGUCGUAUGCCAUCCGGCGCCUCGUCAUAUAAGCGUCAAUCUCUGUCGCCUGUACCUUUAACGCCACGCUCUACGAUCCGUCGUUCGUCUAUUGGUCUCCGGGGACGAAAGUCAACCUCAUCUUCUCUUUCCUCCAUUCGAACAAUGCCACAUCACCAUCACUCACAUUCAAAAGCUAGCUCAACCAGCUCUACCGGGUCAGUGUCGACUACGAAGACUCCUGGACGCUCGCCCCAUCACUCGGUUAAGGUCCUUCCGGCCACGCCAACGAGCACGUCAUUUCCAUCCAACAUUCGUCUCGUCCGCGGUCCAGCACUUUCGCUGAACUUCAACGAAGGCAUGCCCUCUAAACCCUCGUCGCAAAAUCCUCCCGGAUCUCCCAAUCCAUUUUUAUCAAAUAGUCCCUCAGUCCUAUUUGCGAAACGCAAGCGCAAUUUAUUUAAGGGACCUAUGCUCUCUAUCGGUAACCCACCUCGCAGCGGUACCAGCUCCGGCGGCCACAGCCGGAGCGCGAGCGCAAGUGGAUUGGCAAGAAGGAGCGGCGAGAUCACGAUUCAGGAAGAAGACGAGGACGCGGAAGAAGCAAUCGGUGAUAUCGAGCUCGACGAAGACAUCGAGGAGGUAGACCAGUUCAGCCCAAUUACGCAGGUCCCUGGGGAGAAAGUCGAAGAGAUAUACGAGGGGGAAGGGGAAGCUAAAAAUAUGUCGCCAACCGAAGCUAGCCAUUGAGAGAAGGGAGGACUUAACUUGAUACCCCGAAACGGAGAUGAGACGAGAUGAGAUGGAUGCAUUGCAGCGGAGCGAGCUAUGUUCUUCCGAUACGUCCAGCAAGACGUGUUGUUAUAUUUAUAUAUAUAUUGGUACAUGGAUGUCUGUAUGGACAUCUAGUUGGUUUUUUGUUUUGUUUGGUUCGCACGUCGAAAUGCCGAGGCGUGGUUUAAAUUUCGUGGUGGCUUGUUGUUGUUGUAUGAUUGGUUGCUGUUGAUACCGGAGGGGCUUUUUGAAAGGGAAGAAUGGGAUGAGGGAAGGUUAUAUAUCAGAUGGUGUGAGUGAUUGCUGUGCUGAGAUGCAGCUGGCUAGGCUGUAUUGUAUGUGCUGUGCUGUACUAGAUCAAAGUCAAGAUAGUUUGAAGGAUGUGUUGUGCUGCUGAGAAUCGCGUUUGUGUGAGAUGGCGAGAUGUGAAUGGAUAGGUACAGAACUAGGUUGGGGAAACGGUAAUUCUAAUCGUAAUGGUAUCUGUCUGGGGUUUAUGGGUCGAUGGGGUUUAUGGCAUUUAGGGGUGAAAUAGGUACCCGUGCUUCUAGAUUGCCGGAUAUUCCAUUCUGGAUGCUCUCUACCUAGACUGAAUCAAAUUUCGAAAGAUAUAUAGG
Annulohypoxylon maeteangense is the source of this 3501-nucleotide messenger RNA. RefSeq names its product kinase-like protein. Lineage: Eukaryota; Fungi; Ascomycota; Sordariomycetes; Xylariales; Hypoxylaceae. Gene Ontology annotation, cellular component: cytoplasm. The record is from RefSeq and is a predicted model, not a curated record. Gene Ontology annotation, biological process: intracellular signal transduction; protein phosphorylation. The coding region runs from base 275 to 2860 and encodes 861 amino acids. Gene Ontology annotation, molecular function: protein serine/threonine kinase activity; ATP binding. The transcript has 5 exons.